Molecule: messenger RNA, 2010 nt
Organism: Opisthorchis viverrini
Lineage: Eukaryota; Metazoa; Platyhelminthes; Trematoda; Opisthorchiida; Opisthorchiidae
Exons: 1
Coding region: 1-2010 (669 amino acids)
Source: RefSeq, a predicted model, not a curated record
AUGUCCAAAAUUCAGUCAACAACAAGCAACACGAGGAAAGGAAUGCCAUCCACCAAGGAAACCCAUAAAUCCAGCACAACAGACAACGGGAGAACACAAAAACCCAUUGGAAAUUCAAACGCGACAACUGCACAAAAACCACAACCUUCGACUGUGACCGGCGCCAAAACUACAGGUCCCACGUUCACCAAUUCGCAAAAUUCGUCCAACACUCCAGCUAAAGCACAAAACCUCAGUACGCCAACGACCAGUGGCAUUACACACAGCUCAUUUAACAAAACCGAAUAUCCGCAAACAGAAAAAAAUUUGAAUAGAUCAACUGGAAACCCACAGCAUGACUCUGAGCCUCCGAGUCUGGCUAAGUCCAACACCACAGAUCCAGUGGUGACUACCACAAAAAAGUUGAUCUCUAAUCAGACUGAACCAGUAGCUCACAGGUCGGCAACAUGGAUUAGCGGAAAUACCAGUGAAAACAGCCAAACGGGUAACGUUGAAACAAAAGUACCUAUGGAAACAUCAAACGCGACGUCAGCACAAAAAUCACAAGCUUCGAUUGUCACAGGCACCCAAACUGAAGUAACCACGUUGCCUAGUACACGAAGUCCCUCCGGAAUUACAAAUGGAACACAAAAUCACAGUACGUUAGCGAUCACUGGCAUUACACGCAACUCAAUCAACCAAACCGAAAACCCGCAAACCGAAGAAACUCUGAAUAAGUCAACUGGAAACACACAGCAUGACUCUGGGCCUCCCAGUUUGUUCCAGGCCAACACGACAGCACCAAUGAGGGCUAGCACGCAACAAUUGAACUCUAAUCAGACUGAACAACUAGGCAAUAUAUCGGCAGCAUCGACUAGCGGGAAUACCAGUGAAACCAGCCAAACCAGGAACGCUGAAACACAUGAACAUACAGAAACUUCAAACGCGACGUCAGCACAAAAAUCACAAACUUCGAUCUCGACAGACAUCCAAACUGCAGAUCCCAAGUUGCCCAGUGAACGAGAACCCUCCGACAUUCCAACUGAAACACAAGAUUUUAACUCGCCGAUGACCACCAGCUUUACAUACAGCCUAUUUAGUGAGGACGAAAGCGCGCAAACUGAAGAAAGUUUAGACAGUUCAAGUGGAGGUAUGCUGCCUGAAUCUGAGUUUACGGAUAUGACAGAGUCCGAAAUCAUAGCUUCAACGAUAUCUACAACACAACAGUCGAUCUCCGAUACGACUGAACCAGCAGCCGAUAUGUCAGCAACAUGGAUUAACGAGGAUACCAGUGAAACCAUCCAAACCGAGAACGUUGAAACACAGGAAACAAUGGAAAGUUCAAGCUCGACAGCCGCGCAAAGAUCACACUCGUCGAUUUUCAUGGACACUCAAACUGCAGAUCAAUCGUCGUCCAGUGGACAAAAUCCCUCCGACAUUCCAACUGAAACACAAGACCAUAAUUCUCCAAUGACCAAUAGCUUUACACACAGCCUAUUUAGUGAGGACGAAAGCGCGCAAACUGAAGAAAGUUUGGACAGUUCAAGUGGAGACAUGCAGCAUAAAUCUGAGUCUCCGGAUAUGAAAGAGGCCAACACCAUGGUUACAACGAUAACCGAAGCACAACAGUCGAAUCCCAAUCCUAGUGAACCAGCAGCCCAUAUGCCGGCAACAUGGAGUAGCGAGGAUAUCAGAGAAACCAACAAAACCGAGAACGUUGAAACACAGGAACCAAAGAAAAGUUCAAGCUCAACAGCCGCCCCAAAAUCACAAUCUUCGAUUUUGUCAGACAUGCAAACUGCAGAUCCCGCGUUGCCCAGUGCACAAAAUCCUUCCGACAUUCCAGUCGAAACACCAGACCAUAGUUUGCCGAUAACAAUUGGCACUAACCACAGGUCAAUUAGUGAAGCUGAAGUCCUGCAAACUGAAGACAUUUUGGACAGUUCAACCGGUAGCAUACAUCGUUCCUCCUUCCAGCUCGCCAUCGUUGAUAUAUACCUCGUCAGUUCUUUGAUCGCAUGUCUUAAUUGA